Messenger RNA from Cladocopium goreaui, 4200 nucleotides. The record is from the annotation of a GenBank genome assembly. NCBI's taxonomy places the organism in Eukaryota, Dinophyceae, Suessiales, Symbiodiniaceae.
AUGAUGACGAAUCAGAAGAUUACCAGAACCAGUGAUGGAAUUCCCCAAUAUGAUGGAAGUCCAGAACUUCUUCCUCUUUACCGAGAAGAGGCGCUGCAAUACUGGAUGUCCUUUGAACAUCACAAACGAUAUCUUGCUGGACCGAGACUAGUGAAGGAGUUGUCAGGUGUCGCCAAAGUGGCAAUUCGCACACAGACCCUGAAGGAUCCCCAAUGGCUUGCUCACCCUAGGGGCGUGUAUCAGCUGUUGGGGUACUUGGAGCAAACCUUGUCGAAACCGAGUCUCGUUGAGGCUAGCCGUUUUGUCAUGAAGUUCUUCUACAGAGCCAAAGGCGAAACAAUGACUGGCUGGGUGACACGACAUGCCGAAGCUCUUUGGGAAGCGUCACAGGCACUCCGGAAGGUUCAGAGAGAAUAUGGUGGUGAAGGGACUGGGAAAACCCAGAGAGCCAAGGAUGCCUGGGAGUAUGACUAUUACCAGGCUCCCUCUGAGGCUCACUCAGGUCCUUUCCGAGAUGAUGGGAAGCUCGACGAGGAGGACGAGGAGGCUUCUGAUAGCUGGAAGGACUGGGGAAGCUCAUGGCAGGGAGGGUGGUCUGAUAAGACUUGGAAGUCCAAGGCCUAUGACCCCCCAGCCGAUUGGGAUGUCAGCGAUGAGAUCUUCAUCCCUGAGUUCUUGGCGGGCUUCCUUCUUCUCCACCGAUCAGGUCUGGAUGUGAAUGAGAAGGGCAACGUGUUGGCAGCAAUCAGAGGUGAGUUUUCCACCCGGUCAGUGGGUAGAGCUCUACGUGAACAAUGGUCAGACUAUGACUUAGCCAAGCGAGACAAACUCAAGGGUGGCACCGCUCUGAUGGCGGAGGUUGACCACGAUGAUGAGUUGGAGGCACUGCUUGCUGACGACCUGGACCAAGAGUUUGAACUACUGGGUCACGACGAGAAGGAAGCUUUCCUUGUGGAACAAGAACGGAUUGAAGAAGCAUAUGCGGCCAUUCAGCAACAGAAGGCCACUCUCAAGGAAGCUAGGUGGAAGCAACGACAGAUCCGUCUGGGUCGAAACUUUUUCCCCCCGAAGCCAUACGUCAAGGGCAGCAGCUCUACAACAAGUUCGGCUUCCAGUGCUCGACCACCUCUCCAAUGCUUCAAAUGCAAAGGUCCCCACAAGCUGGCUGAUUGCCCUCUUCGUGGCAAGGAAGCCAGGAUCGCCGAGGAGGCGGCUGAGAUUGCCUUUGCGACUUACCCGGAAAAUGUGGAGGCCUACGCUGGGUGGACGGAAGAGGAAUCCCACGUGGUGCAUUCACAAUUCCCACCUUGCAUGGGGGUGAUUGAUUCAGGCGCUACUGCGUCACUGGGAUCUGCUGAGGCUUUGGAGAAGAUCAUGGCACAGAACUUGUUGACCAGUGGCAACAGUCACAUGACCAUUGACACAGACCACAAGCCAGUGUUCAAGUUUGGGAAUGGUGCUCGACGUCAAUGCAUUUCCACUGUCAAGAUGAGAAUGGCAGCAGGAGACAAAGAUGGGAACAUGGAGAUCCAUGUGCACGACACACCCGGGCAGCCUAUCCUAGUAUCAAGAAGGGCACUUAGAUCACUAGGAGCUGUGCUGGACUUCGCAGAGAACAAGAUCACCUACAAGAAAGUGGACCCAAAGGUGGUGGUGGACCUUGAAGAGGAGGUGAUGAAAUCUUGUGAUGAGGAGAAGGAAAAGGAACAGGUGAUCAUGCCAUACACCACCCGUGCCGAGUGGAUUGCCAAACUGGAGAAGGCCGGCACCAAAGUGCCGAAGCACUGGACCAUUCUUCAGAUGCAGGCACACUGGGAGGAGAUCCAAGACCAGGUGGGCCCCACUCCACAGGAGCUCCAAUAUCAACAGUUGAUGAAAGACCUCAAAGUGGCGUCCAAAAAGAAGGCAGAGAUCUCUCAGUAUGUCCAGAAUCUCGGUGGCCAGAUCCGGGGCAACAUGACCAUUGCUCAGCUCUAUGGAAUGGGGGAACAGAUCAUCACCGAACAAUUCCCACCAACGGAGAAGGAGAUCGUGGGCUUUGGACGUCACGGACACAUGACCUACGGGGAGGUGGCGGAAACCGUGCCGGGCUAUUUGGGAUGGGUGAUUACCACUGCCCAGGAGAAUCCGGUCGAGUCAUGCUGGAGACUGCGCCGUUUGGCGGCCUGGGCCCAGCAACACAAGCACGAGAAAGAUAUGACCACCUACAAGAAACCUUUCGACAUCAAGGACAAAGAAGACAAACUCUCAGACAUCAGCCUGUCCAUGGGGAGCUUCACGAAGAUCACCAGCAAGGGCAGCACAACGGGAGCUCAGUCAGAGGCUGUGGGAUCCAAGGACCAAGAGAUUCUGGCCCUGAGGGCACAGAUCGAGCAACUCGAGAAGGAGAAGGAGGAGACAGCUCCCAAGCAUUCCAAGAACCGGAAGGGUCUGCGAUUAGGUGUAGCGAGUGGAAUGGGGGCAACCUUGUUGAACCGUCGCAAUGAACAUCAAAUCCAGAACCUUGAGACCAAACAACAGCAAGCUAGGCUUCAAUACAAGGGUGCCAUGGAAGUAGCAAGAUAUGCCAAACGUCAUGGAACACAAGUGCAUUGGGAAUUUUCUGAGCGAUCCGAAGCAUGGCAUUUACCUGAAGUACAACGAUUCCUGGAAGAGCUUCGAUUAGAAAAGGUGACAUGUCACGGCUGCGCAGUGGGUUUGAGGACCAAGGACAAGACUUUGCAAGAGCUCAACAAGGAGGAGACGGCGAUGCCGGCCGAAGAGGGAAAGGCUGAGGAUGACAUGCGGGAGGUUGAGGACUUUGCAGAGGGGGAGAGAGAGGAGAUCGAGAAGACAAAGAAGAAAUUUCAUUUUCUGAUGCUGGUGGAUGAAGGGAGCCGUUUUAGCGAACAUGGCAUUGAACUCCAACCUAUUCCUGCGGAAGCUCACUGGCAAAUCAGCUUAGUGGAGGGGGCAAUCAAAACCACCAAGGGGAUGAUGGAGACCUUAUCUGCAGAAUAUCCGGAUAUGCCACCUGCUGAACUUCUAGGUGUCCUGAUGAUCAUGAUCACUUAUUUGAAUCCCAACAAGUUCAACCAGUGGGGCCCGAACUUUUGGAUGAUGGGGGAUUUCGAGAAAACCAUCAACUCCGUUGCCGGGCUGAACAAGUGUUUUCAGAAGAACAGGCAAAGAGAAGGUUGGAAAGAGCAGAAAGGUAGGCGCGCCUAUGUCGAUAUUUCACAUGAAACUCCAACUGACGAACAAUGGGAAGCAGCGCAACAAUUUCCUCACCAAGAACCUGGCGGCGAAGAAGCGAUUCCUACAACGCGAAAGGCCAAGAAAACUACACUGGAAAAACCUGAUGGGAAGAAACGAACUGUGGACGCGAGAAAAGGCAAACGCGACAUUGCGACCGUGGAGGACACCACUGUAGGAACUUCAACCAGCAGUAGCAGUAGGGCACGACCUAGGAACACACUCAACGAGUAUGACGAGGAUUUACAUUGUGAAUAUUCUUCUUUCUAUGCUGAAGAACAACAUUGCAAGGCCGUGGAGAUUGAAUGGGACCUUCCCACUUCAAAGAGGGGACUUAGGAAAUUUGUGGAACACCCGGAAGCGUAUGUCGCCUCUCAAAUCAAACGCCGCCAAGUUGAGGUACGCGAACGAACCCUGACACCGGAGGAGGCCAUUCAAUUCACAAAGGCAAAACAUACUGAGGUGAGAAAUUUUAUUGCUGCUGAAUGUUUUGAAAAAGCGAAAAAUGUGAUCCCUGAGGAGGAGAAGGUUUUAGGUAUGCGGUGGCUCCUGACAUGGAAGUAUGAUGAAAAAUAUCAUGAACAAGGAGGUCGCAAGGCAAAAGCAAGGGCAAUCAUUUUGGGUUACCAAGACCCAAGAUACGAGGAGAGGAAAACAUCCGCGCCAACACCUUCAAAAUCAGGGAGACAAUUGUUUUUCCAAUUUUGUGCUUGGAAAAAGCUGAAGUUGGCCAAGGGCGAUGUAUCUGGAGCAUUUCUUCAGGGUAUGGAUUUGGAGGAAGAAAUGUGGUGCCGACCAGUCAAGGAGAUCUGUGACGAACUGGGAGUCAGCGAGGGAACACCACUACUUCUUCGUAAAGACAGCACUGAAGGUAUUUUCAUUGGCAUGACAGACUCCAAAUUGCGACAAGGCCAAGAAACUGAUGAACCUGUACGACAAGAUGAACAGGGCAACACCGGUGAUUAA